CGGCCGAGCGCCCGGAGGCGGCGGCGGCCCGAGCCGGGCCCCAUGGCGCGGGGGGACGCGGGCCGCGGGCGCGGGCUCCUGGCGCUGACCUUCUGCCUGCUGGCCGCGCGCGGGGUGCUGCCGUUACCCCAGGACACAACUGUGGAGCUGGGCUGUGCUGGGGGCCCACUGCGUGUGACCCUGGGCCUGCAGCAGGCCACCGUGUUGAACUGUGGUCUGGGCGCUGCUGCCUUGGGGCCCCCCAGCCAGGUGACCUGGAGCAAGGACGGGGAUGUCCUGCUGGAGCACGACCACCUGCGGCUGCUGCCCAAUGGCUCCCUAUGGCUGUCACCUCCCGAGGACAGUGAUGAGGUGGCCCCUGUGGCCACGGGAACCAUUGAAGGCAACUAUUCCUGCCUGGCCCAUGGCCCCCUCGGAGCAGUGGCCAGUCAGACCGCGAUGGUCAGUCUCGCUGCCCUUUCAGACUUCCCUCUGCACCCGGAGCCUCAGACGGUGGAGGAGAACGGGACUGCUCGCUUCCAGUGCCACACUGAAGGGCUGCCGGCUCCCGUCAUUACCUGGGAGAAGGACCAGGUGAUGCUGCCUGAGGAUCCUCGGCUCAUCAUCCUUCCCAACGGCGUCCUCCAGAUCCUGGACAUUCAGGACAGUGACGCAGGCUCCUACCGCUGUGUGGCUGUCAACUCAGCCCAUCAGCGCUUCAGCCACGAGGCCCCGCUCACUGUGGCCCGCAGAGGGUCCCUGGCGGCCACCAGGGGGCAGGAUGUGCUCAUCGUGGCAGCGCCAGAGAACACCACGGUGGUGUCCGGACAAAGCGUGGUGAUGGAGUGUGUGGCCUCAGCUGACCCCACCCCUAUCGUGUCCUGGGCCCGGCAGGACGGGAAGCCGAUCGCCACGGACGUCAUCGUCCUGGGCCGCACCAACCUGCUCAUCGCCAGCGCGCAGCCCCGCCACUCGGGCGUCUAUGUGUGCCGCGCCAACAAGCCCCGCACGCGCGACUUCGCCACGGCCGCCGCCGAGCUCCGCGUGCUGGAGGCCCCCACCAUCGUGCAGGCGCCGGAGGCACUGUCGCGGACCCGAGCGAGCACCGCGCGCUUCGUGUGCCGUGCGUCUGGGGAGCCACGACCCACGCUGCGCUGGCUGCACGACGGGGCGCCGCUGCGGCCCCACGGUCGCAUCAAGGUGCAGGGUGGCGGCGGCAGCUUGGUCAUCACGCAGAUCGGCCUGCAGGAUGCCGGCUACUACCAGUGCGUGGCGGAGAACAGCGCCGGGACUGCAUGCGCCGCGGCGGCCCUGGCUGUCGUGGUGCGUGAGGGGCUGCCCAGUGCCCCCACGCGGGUCACCGCCACGCCACUGAGCAGCUCAGCCGUGCUGGUGGCCUGGGAGCGGCCCGAGCUGCACAGCGAACAGAUCAUCGGCUUCUCUCUGCACUACCAGAAGGCCCGGGGUGUGGACAACGUGGAAUACCAGUUCGCAGUGAACAAUGACACCACAGAGCUCCAGGUACAGGACCUGGAGCCCAACACGGACUAUGAGUUCUACGUGGUGGCCUACUCGCAGCUGGGGGCCAGCCGCACGUCCACCCCGGCCCUGGUGCACACGCCCGACGAUGUCCCCAAUGCAGCACCCCAGCUCGCCCUGUCCAGCCCCAACCCCUCGGACAUCAGGGUGGCGUGGCUGCCCCUGCCCCCCAGCCUGAGCAAUGGGCAGGUGGUGAAAUACAAGAUAGAGUACGGUUUGGGAAGGGAAGAUCAGGUUUUUGCCACCGAGGUUCCAGGGAACAAGACUCAGCUGACACUGCAUUCGCUGCAGCCGAACAGGGCCUACAGGGUGCGGAUCUCCGCGGGCACCAGGGCCGGCUACGGGGCCCCCUCCCCGUGGAUGCAGCACAGGACGCCCGGGACGCACAACCAGAGCCAUGUCCCUUUUGCCCCGGCAGAGCUGAAGGUGCGUGCUCGGAUGGAGUCUCUGAUCGUGUCGUGGCAGCCACCCCCCGACCCAGCCCAGAUCUCCGGGUACAAACUGUACUGGAGGGAGGUGGGGGCCGAGGAGGAGGCUGAGGGCGAGCUGCGCCCCUCGGAGGUCCGGGGAGACCAGGCUUGGGACGUGGGGCCCGUCCGACUCAAGAAGAAAGUGAAGCAGUACGAGUUAACCCAGCUAGUUCCCGGUCGGCUGUACGAGGUGAAGCUUCUCGCGUUCAACAAACACGAGGACGGCUACGCGGCGGUGUGGAAGGGCAAGACCGAGAAGGCACCCACGCCAGAUUUACCUGUCCAGCGGGGGCCACCCCUGCCUCCCGCCCACGUCCACGCGGAAUCCAACAGCUCCACAUCUAUCUGGCUGCGGUGGAAGAAGCCGGACUUCACCACAGUAAAGAUCGUCAACUAUACCGUGCGCUUCAGCCCCUGGGGGCUCAGGAACGCCUCCCUGGUCACCUAUUACACCAGCUCGGGAGAAGACGUCCUCAUCGGCGGCCUGAAACCGUUCACCAAGUACGAGUUCGCGGUGCAGUCCCACGGCGUGGACAUGGACGGGCCCUUUGGCUCGGUGGUGGAGCGCUCCACGCUGCCGGAUCGUGAGUGCCGUCGCCACGCGGCCUCUCCUGGGCGGCCCUCGACGCCACCAUCGGACCUGCGUCUGAGCCCCCUGACGCCGUCCACCGUGCGGCUGCACUGGUGUCCCCCAACGGAGCCCAACGGCGAAAUCGUGGAGUACCUGAUCCUGUACAGCAACAACCACACGCAGCCGGAACACCAGUGGACGCUGCUCACUACAGAAGGGAACAUCUUCAGUGCAGAGGUGCACGGCCUGGAGAGCCACACGCGGUACUUCUUCAAGAUGGGGGCUCGCACGGAGGUGGGGCCCGGGCCCUUUUCCCGCCUGCAGGAUGUGAUCACGUUGCAGGAGAAGCUGUCAGACUCCUUGGAUGUGCACUCAGUCACAGGCAUCAUUGUGGGCGUGUGCCUGGGCCUCCUCUGCCUGCUGGCCUGCAUGUGCGCUGGCCUGCGCCGUAGCCCUCACAGGGAGGCCCUCCCUGGCCUGUCCGCCUCGGCCACAGCUGGGAAUCCAGCGCUGUACUCCAGAGCCCGACUUGGCCCCUCUAGUCUCCCUGCGGCCCACGAACUGGAGUCUCUCGUGCACCCCCAUCCCCAAGACUGGUCCCCACCGCCUUCAGACCUAGAGGACAAGGCCGAAGUGCACAGCUUUAUGGGUGGCAGCGUUUCAGAUGGCCGGGGGCCGUCCAACAGAAAGAUAUCCUGGGGUCAUCCGGGGGUACCAAGCUGGGCAGGGUCCUGGGCAAGCUGCGAGCUGCCCCAGGCUGGCCCCAAGCCCACUCUGACCCGAGCCCUUCUGCCCCCUGCCGGCACCGGGCAGACGCUGCUACUGCAGGCCCUCGUGUAUGACGCCAUCAAGGGAAACGGGAGGAAGAAACCACCCCCAGCAUGCAGGAACCAGGUGGAGGCCGAGGUCAUUGUUCACUCGGACUUCAGCGCUUGCAGAGAGAGGCCUGACCUCCAUUUCCAAGACCCGGAGCCUGAUGACCUGCAGCCUGUAGAGGCUCCUGGUUUCGCCUCUGGCAUUGCAGAUCUUGGGCAGGGGUCAGACUGGCUGAACCAGGAGCUUGGGGAGUGUGAGCAGGCAGCUGCCAGGGCAGACCGACUCACCUGCCUACCCGAGUCAGCCAGUGCCCUCCGUGCCUACCUGGACCUCCAGCCCUGCAAGACUCUACAGGAGGCACCUGGGGACAAUUGCCAGCCCACAGCCCUCUGCCCUCCAGGGGCCAGCCCAGACCUGCCUGGAGCCCCCAUCUCUUCCUCUGCUUAGGUCUCCUGAGAGGAAGGUACAGUUUGAGGGAGGCCAGUGCAGCACACGGGACACGGCACACAAACCCACGCAUGCACACACACGUACCCACAGAUAGCGUUAUUCACUUGGGAACUGCCUAGGAUGCUUUAGCUGGAGGCAGAAGAAUCGGAUUAUUGGCUCCUCCCUUGUCUUUGCAGCACAUAGGUGACAUGUGAGGGACACGUGAACCAUUGCUACCUGUGAUACACACGUGUGUGAAGCGUACAGCUUGGUGAGCUGGGAAGCCUUUGGCAUCCCCAGCAGUGGUCACUGUGGCCUGUCAACCCUCGGGGUGGCCUGACCCUGUCCUGUGGGCUCUGCCACACCAUCACCCAGCCUUUUAUUCUGCACUCUGAGAGUGUCUCCAGCACCUGUUUGACAGAGAGGGCCCCAGCCCGCUUCCUGUGCACGCAGGCUCCACAGGCCUCACAUUUUAGCUACAUUGCCCACAUGCCCAGCCAGACCUAGACGGAGAGGGUCUCCCUGGCCACCUUCGGGUGUGGCCUGCGUCUGAUUGUGUGCUUUGGGAAGUGCCUGGCUUUGGAAAUCUGCUUUCUCUUGCUCUUCUUUCCUUUCCCCUCAAUGUCUCCAGGCCACCUUGCUGUGCCAGUUCUGGUGCCAGCUCUGCUCCCUGGCAUCUCUCUCUCCCACUUUCUGGUUUCUCUCUCUGUUCUGUCUCUCCUGCCUCUCCUAACUACAACAUCUAAUUCUCCUGCCUGGGUUCAACGCCCCUGCAUCUUUCCCUAACAACAUGACUACCUCAUGUCUACUUCCAGGCCAUAGUGCACACCUGUGCCCCCUCCCCUGGGGCACCCCUGCCACCCCCUGUAGCUUGGGCACACCGAGCCCCCUCCCCAGGGUAGGUUCAUAGGAGGCCUUCCAGCUUCUCCUGCCCUUCCUUUCUCCUGGGGUCAGGAUGGGAAGGUCCUCCUUGGAGGGGUGAAUCAAAUCCGGGUCACACACGGGGGCGGGGCGGUUUUGAGACAGGACGUUUCCAUGCCCUCUAGGAAGGGAGGCAGGCUUGCUGCCCGGAGGAGGUUCUGACUUUUCAGUUUUCAGGAGUUCAUGCCCGGCGCCUUGAACCUGAUUAAGGUGCUGCAGGAAAAGGGUCACUGGCUCCUUUGGUUUUGUUCUUUUCUUUAAGUUGAAUCCUGCAAUUCUUUUCUACUGAUGUGCCAUGCAGGGACAGCUUGACUCUGUCUGCCCUGCUGUGAGAAUGAUGUCACUCACUGCGUUUCUCACCCCGGCCUUCUCAGGAGCGCAGACUGCAGGCCUCCUCUCCCUAACUCCUGGGUACAUCAAGAGUUAACUGGCUACUGGGCCAAAUUAGAAAUAAUCAAGCCUAUCUUUCUUUCCUUUCUUCCUUUCUUUUUUUUAAACGGUGAAACGUCAGUUGCAGACCCUGAAAGCAUCUGUGUUUAUUACGACCGGGUGUCACUCAGAGUUGACAUCCUCACCUACAUUUCCUCCUCCGCCCCUCCUCCAGCCAGCCUGUGAUAACACUAAAGAUUAUUAAUGUCGCUUUUGUAUCUCGUUAAAGACAGAAUUGUCACUUGCAUUGUUUCUGUGGCAUUCAGCUUGACUGUGGCCAGCACCACAAUACGUUUCAUCAUUGCUCCGAAGGUCAAAAGCCUCAUUUUAUUUUGCUGGUUUGAUUUUUUUUUUUUAAAGAAAAUAAGACUGCCCUGAAUUAAAUGGCUGUUUUAACAGUAGGCUCUUAGCGUUACACCACAUCGGUCAUUUUUCAUGUUCUUGUUUAACAGGCACUGAGGUUCUGGUUUAAAUUAAAUAGCUGCAAAUGAGACAAUUUAUAACCCAUUAGGUUGGGUGGAAAAUUGUUUCUCAAAAGCAAAUAAGUCAUAAAUCUGGUAUCUGCCUAUAACUCACAGUUGAUAAGAAAGUGGCCAUUACUUAGGAGCAUUAUAUAUGAUUUGGGCUCUGGGUAAUUUGGAAGUGUUAGGUUUGUGUCUUUGUAGCAGUAUUUUUAUUAGAAAAGAGUCGAUUGGCCUUUUACAGGGUAUUAAUCCCUUUAUCACUUACCAUGAUGCCUUAAGUUUUUUGAGUCUCAUUUAAAUAGUUUUCUUUUCUUGAUGCAUGACAAGCGUAACUGGUCCCUGCUCAUUUAUUUGUCUGUAUUUAGUUUAUGCUGCAUUAUUUAAUUAUUUUUCCAGCAUCUCUUCCCCUCACGGAUAUUAUAUUCUUUAGUGUUAAGAAAAGGCGUUGAUCAUGUAUCUAUCCCGAUGAUGAAUUAAUAAAGUAUUUUCCAGAA
Molecule: messenger RNA, 6112 nt
Organism: Cavia porcellus (domestic guinea pig)
Lineage: Eukaryota; Metazoa; Chordata; Mammalia; Rodentia; Caviidae
Gene: Igdcc4
Product: immunoglobulin superfamily DCC subclass member 4
Exons: 20
Coding region: 43-3822 (1259 amino acids)
Biological process (GO): cell-cell adhesion; neuron migration; axon guidance
Cellular component (GO): cell surface; axonal growth cone; plasma membrane
Molecular function (GO): protein binding
Source: RefSeq, a predicted model, not a curated record